Equus quagga is the source of this 588-nucleotide messenger RNA. Its product is annotated as bone marrow proteoglycan-like. Gene Ontology annotation, biological process: immune response. The transcript is spliced from 5 exons. Bases 1 to 588 code for a protein of 195 amino acids. The record is from RefSeq and is a predicted model, not a curated record. NCBI's taxonomy places the organism in Eukaryota, Metazoa, Chordata, Mammalia, Perissodactyla, Equidae.
AUGAAACUCCCCCUACUUCUGGCUCUUCUAUUUGGGGCAGUUUCAGCCCUUCAUCUAGGGACUGAAGCAUCCAACUUUGAGAGCCCCUUGGGAGAUGACACCCUGCCUCAGGAUAGGGAGAUGCCAGAACGUGGGGCAAUGGAGCCUCCUAUGGAGGGACUUACGCUGACGAAGGGAGAGGAGGAGGGGGGCUCUGGCAGUGAAGAUGCCCCUGAGGAAGAGGGGCUUGUCAAGUCUGUCUCAGCCAUAGAAGAGGUGGACAAAGACUUUCAGUGCCCUAAGGGAGAGGAUACAGUCAAACUGAAAUGCGCCCCUGGAUGCAAGACCUGCCAAUUUAUUGUGGUGUCGACAGCCAUGUCAUAUAAUCAAGCUUACGAUACUUGCCGGAGGUGCUAUGGGGGCUUCCUCAUCUCCAUCCAUGACCACACCUGUAACGACAAGAUCCAGUCCGAAGCCAGAUUUCUCAACCAGGGUCAAGUCUGGAUUGGCGGUGCAGCCAAAUAUCCAGGUAGCUGCAGGAGCUUUUACUGGAUGGAUGGCAGUGCCUGGGAUUUUUGGUUCUGGGCUGCUGGCCAGCCUUCGGGAUAA